GACUGCAAAAGCAUUUAAACAAGAAAUCGAAGAAUAAAAAGGAACUGGAAAUGGAGUUGUCAGCAUCACGCAAAGAGAUUGAUGCAUUGAAGGAUGAAAUUCAACUACUAACCUCAGCGAUAAAGCAAAAUGACAGCAGAAAUCUUAAGCUCCAGAUCGAAGAGAUGGAUAAUACAAUAAAGGAACUGAAGGAUGAGAUCAAGUAUCAGAAAGGACUCAAUUGUGACUUGGAGUUGAUAAAGAAAACACAGGAGUCAAAAAUUGAUCUUGUUUCCAUCCUACACAAACUAGAAAAGAUAAAAGAAAAUCAGAAAAUGAAGAUUGCUGGUCUAUCAAUGAAUUGCUUGCCGUUUCAAGAUGUUGAAAUUAAUAGCCGUGUGCCUGAAGACAGUGAGGAAGAGGAUUUUAGUUUGAGCAAGGAAGUGCUACCAGAGAAAAUGAGAAAGGAGUUUUGUCAUUCAGAUGUUGAUCUUGGAACUUAUGAAAAUGCAAUAAGAUGCCUGCAUGAAGGGAUUGAACUACAGGAAUUCCGGAACUUGGAACUUGAGCACCAACUUAUGCAGGAGAAGCACAAAAAUAUGGAAAGUACUAUCCAGUUUCUGGAGAAAACUCUGAACGACAAAGAUAAAGAGAUGCAAACUGCAAGAUGUUAUAUGGCUCAAACAUUAGAAGAAAAUGAGGCAAAAUGGAAGAGUAGGCUGUUUGAGAAAGGCAAACAAAUCAUCAACUUUGAAAAGAAGUUGUCUGAUGGUGUUUAUGCUUUUGGAAAUGAAAUCUUAUCUUUAACACAAAGGGUGCAAGAUCUUGAAGCUGAAUAUUGUGAGAAGCAUGGAGAGUCCGGAAAGAAUCUGAUAAUUUCUAGUCCCUUUUCUUCUGACUUUCCAUUCUUUUGCUCUGAUAGUAGUACUAUCAACAUCAUUGAAGUGUUCCUUGAGUUAUAUAAGCAGCUGCAGGUUUCAGUAGAAAAACUUAGGGGUCAAGAGAAUCUUCUGAGUCAAAUGGCAUUAACCAAAAAGGAGAAUUGUUUCAGUAUAUCAGAUCUUUCAAAAGAUGAGGGAAAAAUAGAUUUAAAGGAACUGACUGAGGCAAUCCUAUGUACCAUUAUCCUGUUGAAGAAGUUGCUUGAAACAAAAACAACUUCCUUUGUGUACAAGAUUAAUUCUCAAGAUGAGUUGGUUCGGAGAAAAAUCAGAGAUGAUAAUGUAUAUCAGAAUGAAGUUAGAGAUUGCAGUGUAAAGGAAAAUAUAUUCUGCAUUUCUUGUCAGGAAUUGGGAAAUAUACAGGCAAAAUUGAUGUCUCAUCCUCCACCACAGGCUAAAAGUCAACAGGUUGAAUCUGCAGAGACGAACGAGCUGAAAUCUGACAAUAUGCCAGGGAAGGAGAAAUCCUGUAUAAGGCAUUCCAAGCUAGAACUGGAAACUGAAGUUGCUUAUUUGCAAUCCAAAAUUUCUUCAAGUUGCUCAGCAGAUUUUCCAAACGAUAUGAAGUUUCAUUAUUGGACAAAGGACUCCCACACUUGGAUCAACAAAGAUCAUGUGAGGAAUCCAUCUUUUGAAAGUUGUGAUGAUGAAGGCAGUGUUUUGUUUGGACUUGAAGCAGAAAAGGUACAGUUUUCUGAAAGGGUGCUUAGCUUAGAAGCUGAAAUGAGACAUUUGAUUGAAGAAAAGGAGUGGACUCAUUUGGCACUGAAGAAUACUGAAAAUGUUGUAAGAAAUCUCCAGGAUGACAUCAGAAGAAUGGAAGGAUUGAAUGAGGCACAAGAAGUUGAAUUGAAAAGAAAGGAGGAAAGCAUGCAGAAAAAAUGGAAAGAAGCUCAAGAAGAGUGCAGCUUUCUGAAAGUAGCCAACUUAGAAUUACAAGCUACAAAUGAAAAAUUGAUUGAAGAAUCUAAAACUCUUCAAACAACAAAUGAUGAGUUAAGAAUGCGAAAUAUGGACUUGCAUGGCCAAUGUACAGUAUUAGAUUCUAAACUGGGGGAAUCACAUAUUGCAUUUUCUGAUAUAUUGAAGCUAGUUCAAGAAUUGGAAUACAAAAUUACUUCAAUGCAGGAAGAAAUAGCUUUGAAAGAAAAAACCAUUAAUGUAGAUCUAAAUUCCAUUAUUGAGGAAAGCAGAAAGCAAGAAGAAAGGUUCAUUAUUGAAGAGAAAUUGUUAACACAGACGAAUUUAGAAAAAACAGCAGAGGUAGAUUACUUGCAGAGAGAGGUUGAACACUUAAGAGAUCAGAUAUCUUGUAUCUGUGAUAGACACAAGAGGAUGGCUUCUAAUACUGUACUUGAGGUCUAUGAUUUAUGUGCUGAUAAAGCUAUGAUUGAAGCUGCUCUUCAACAAGAACAGGAGAAACUAAGGCUGCACCAAGCCAAGCUUGAUAAUCUUCAAGCUGAAUACAAAGUCAUGAUGCAAAAUUGUACCGAAGAACUGGCAGCCUCCAGGGCAAACCAAGAAACUCUCAAGGUUAAUUAUGAAAAAGUAGUUGCUUUGUUGGAUAACGUCAAAUCAAACGAGGAGAAACUGAAGGACACUGUUAGAGGGCUCGAAGAAGAAUUGAAAGCAUCUGAACUAGAGAGGCUACAGGCAACAGAAGAAAUAUUUGAACUAGAAAUUCAACUUCAGAAAACAGAAAUGCUUCAAGGUGAAAUCUUUAUCCUUAAGAGAUCACUGUAUGAAGCAGAAUUUGAAUUCAGAAGAUUGGAAGCUUCAUAUCAGACGCUAUCCUUGGAGUUUGAGGAGCUGAAGGCCAAGAAUGCAUCUUACAUUGGAGGAAUCUCAACCACUGAGAAAGUUACAUCUGAGUUGGAAGACUGCAAGCGCAGUAAAAUUGAGUUUGAGGAACAAAUCCAACGGCUGCAAUGGAAUCUAAAAGCAAAAGAAUCUUCUUGUCUCAAUAAUGCCCAGUUAAAGUAUGAAAUUGCCCAAAUGACAAAAGACAAUGCUGAGCUUCACAGGAGUAAAGAUUUUCUUCAACAAGAGAAUGAAGAGUAUAAGAAAAAGGUUAAAGAUCUUGAAGAAAGGCUGAAACAAAAGGAUGUAAAAGAAGACCAAUAUGACGCCAAAGAUUGCAGUACUUCUACCACUGCCCUACAUGAUUUGAACAUGUUUACAGGGACAGGAUAACUGAAGCUGUACCAAAUCCAGUGCAGGGUCAUUCUUGCCACAUCGUUCCUCUAAGCGGGUUCUCUCACUCCUUACAUUAGAACCAUUCUCUUUGUUCCUUGUUUUCUGUACAAGACUGCAAGUCACAACAAUGUAGCUGAUUUUAACUUUUCUUAAUUUCGAAAAUCAUUAUUCUAUGGGUUUUCAAGCCAUAGAACCUCGCUUUCAGGUCCAUGAAACUCCAUUCCUACUAGUUCUUUCUCCACUCUUUCUGCCACCACUUUUACCAAGAUUCAAUGAUGAUUGCUGUACAAGUUAAACUAACAGGAAGCACUAUUGUCACGUGUCCAAAAUUAAAUAACAAUAUUGUGACAUCGCGGU
Messenger RNA from Vigna unguiculata (cowpea), 3473 nucleotides. RefSeq lists its product as uncharacterized. The record is from RefSeq and is a predicted model, not a curated record. Lineage: Eukaryota; Viridiplantae; Streptophyta; Magnoliopsida; Fabales; Fabaceae.